AUGGCGCCAGCAUCCUCUCUUUCCAAAUACCUCGACCUCGAUGACCUGAAAUUCUCUUCCCUUGAACUUGACGCCCGCUCGGCAGCAGAACUCAGCACAAGCGCUUUCAGAAAACGAGAUGCCUCCAACAUACUCUCCCCGAUGGACACCUUCAAAGUCCUUACUGCACGGGAUUCAAAGUCUACUGACCAUUUCAAUCCAGGAGCUGGAUCUGUUUCUCCAGACGACAUCAACAUGAAAGGUCUUCAAGCUCUCUUCGCUAUCAUUGGGGCGGCUUUCGUUCUAGGAGCGAUCUGGUUCUUCUUCUGGGCCAAAAACGGAGGAUUCAAAUUUCGCAAAGGAGACUGGGAAGAAUACAAAUCUACCGUCCUUCGUCGAAAAGGCCCUAACGGUACCACACUAAGCAACGCCACGAAGUCGACAAUUCUAGGUGGUGGAAGCGUUGUCGGAGAUGGGUACUCUGACAAAGAUGCCUACACCAACGCAGACACAGACCGCAUGACUGAAACUAUGACGGUGACAGACAUGUCCUCCGAGGCCCCCAUCGUCAAGGAGAAGCAAUCCAAUAAAACCAAGAAGGAAACAGCCAAGGAACGCAAACUGCGAGAAAUCAAAGAAGCAACCUGGGAAGGAGGCCAUGACAAUGAUGUCCGCGCUUAUCGUCAUGAGAAACCAGCUCGCGUCGGUGGCUUGAACAAGGACUCUGACGCACAAUUCUACGGCACCGACUACACUGCAACCGAGCGUAGCACAAGUGACAUGCACAGCAACAGCGAGUAUAGUUCCAAUGCAUCUGCCGCUCAUCCUCCUCCACCCCCUGCUCAUCGAUCCAGACAAUCCAGUCCAGAAAAGCGACAGUUUCGGCGGGAUUUUUCAUACGGGCAGGAAGAUGGGUUCAGCGUAGGCGCGUCAGACGCACAGACAGGUGCAACCCGCCCUACGCGUUACGGUUCACCCAACAAGAACACAGAGUCACAGAGGCCGAUCCGCACUGUCCCAGGCUCCUAUACAUCGCCCUUGGACUUUGACGUGCAGAGCCAGAACACCAAAACCUACCACCAUCCAAUCUCCGGCUUGCAGGGUGGUAGGACUGGCGGCUACCGCCGAGAUAGGAGGGAUAGCUUGGACGACUGA
Messenger RNA from Exophiala spinifera, 1134 nucleotides. RefSeq lists its product as uncharacterized. The transcript has a single exon. The coding region runs from base 1 to 1134 and encodes 377 amino acids. The record is from RefSeq and is a predicted model, not a curated record. NCBI's taxonomy places the organism in Eukaryota, Fungi, Ascomycota, Eurotiomycetes, Chaetothyriales, Herpotrichiellaceae.